This is a messenger RNA of Megachile rotundata (alfalfa leafcutting bee), 1669 nucleotides long. RefSeq lists its product as uncharacterized. Gene Ontology annotation, molecular function: protein binding. NCBI's taxonomy places the organism in Eukaryota, Metazoa, Arthropoda, Insecta, Hymenoptera, Megachilidae. The record is from RefSeq and is a predicted model, not a curated record.
AUGAUAUCAUCCAACCAUAUCGAUCUUGUAUUGACGUUUAAAGAUUUAAACUUUGUGUAUACAGAAAACUGAUGUGUUUACUUUUAAAAAGAGACAGUUCUAUGAAUUACAAAUAUAUUUUUAUUUAACGAUCGUAUAAAAUUAUUUAAUAUAAUAUGGAUCAAGAAUAUUUUUCUGAUAUGUACCAAUGGUUUGAAAAGUGUGGAGUCAUAUCGAAUAUAAGAACGCAUCUUCGACAGAAUUUAAUAAAUGCGUUGAAAAGCAAAGAUUUCACUUUAAAGCCAGGAAUUCCCAAGUCUGCAAAACAAUAUAUCUACGAUUUACUGAUAGCAGAAUAUUUGUUGAAUCACAAUUAUGCUUAUACUUUAUCCGUAUUUGCCAGUGAAGCACCUUUGUUAAUAGAUUUUUCUAAAAAGACAGUUCAGUGCCCGGAGGAUGAUGAGAAAUGUAGUACAGAAAAAUUGCGGAGUGAUUAUGUAUUGCAUGCUUUAGAAACAUUAGGUAUAAAUCCCCAUGAUCCUAAGGGACAAUAUGUAAUAUCACAAUAUGUUGAAAAUGAUAUGCCGCUUCUUUUAUGUAUAUUAAAAUGUAUCACAAUGUUCUCCUAUAACAUACAUAAUGAUGUGCCACUAAAAGAGAAGGUACUUCUGUGUAAUGAAUGCACACAAACUGAAUUUUCUUGGCAGUCACAUAAUGUACAUGUAGAGAAAUUAACUAUGUUGAAGAAAAAAAUAAUUAUGCAUAAACAGAUAGUUAAUCAUAAGUUGCGUGAAAGAGAAAUGAUGUUAAAAGAACAAGCAGUGGUUAUUGAACAACAACUUGAAAUAUUAAAUAAAAAGCUGCAACAAGUUCAGGAUGUAAUGCAUUCACUGAGUUUAAAAGAGAAACAUAUAAAGGAAAAAAAGCAGAAUAAAGAGCAGCAAAUUUUACAAAAAGAAAUGGAAUUAACAUUGAAAGAAAAAUUAUUGUUACAAGAAGUAGAUAGAUUGCAGAGAGAACAAGAUCUAAAAAAAUUACAAGAACAAAAGCAGAUACAAACAGAACCUUCAGUAAACAAAGUAUCUUAUCCUACAUUUAAAAAUAUGGAAGUACAAACAGAUGAUGCUAUAGAUGAUAUUGUACAAAGAGAUAAGAUCAAAGUUCUUACUAAAGAGAAGGAAGAACUAACAGCCCUUGUACAAGACCAGCAAUCAAAGAUUGAACAGAUAACACAACGAGCUCUUCAGUUAUCUCAUCAAAUAGAAGAAAUACGUUUAUUAAGACCUACCAACAUAGAAGUUCCAAUACAAACUGUUAACGCAAAUACGAUUGUCAGUGAGAGUAGUUCAACGGAAGAUAUUCUUCAAGAUGCAAAGCUGAGACUUAAACGUUUAGAAGAAGAAAGUUUGAAGGCAGAUCAGUAUUAUUAUAACUUCAUCAAUAAUUCAUCAUGACGUUACUUUUAUAGUAACUCAAUAGCAGUAAAAAAUAUACAUAAAUUUUACAGUAUAAUAUUAUUUAUAUUAAUUUUUUUAUACUAAUUUAAUUUCCUCAGUUUUCAGAGGAAAUCUGAUACAGCAAUUUUGUAAUCAAUGAAAAAUGAAAUGACACAAAUACCACGUAAACGGUUUUUAUUGCAGUUGCUAGUUUCUAUUAUAAAUUAUAUAAAAUUUGUAUUAUAUGUACAAAU